This is a messenger RNA of Cornus florida, 849 nucleotides long. RefSeq lists its product as uncharacterized. The record is from RefSeq and is a predicted model, not a curated record. Bases 1 to 849 code for a protein of 282 amino acids. NCBI's taxonomy places the organism in Eukaryota, Viridiplantae, Streptophyta, Magnoliopsida, Cornales, Cornaceae. The transcript is spliced from 2 exons.
AUGUUUCAAGUGGUAUCCAAACUGAAGAAUCUCAAGCAGCCUUUGAAAUCUAAGUUUGCAAAGCCUAUGAGUUCACUUAAGGAAGAAAUUCAGAGUGCUAAAGCUUCUCUCUCUUCCUGUCAACUGGCUCUUGACUCAGCUCUUGACAACCAGGCAUUGAGGACACAAGAAAAGCAUCUCCUCCAUUCCUACACAUCACUCAAGCUCACUGAGGAGAAGAACUGCCAGCAAAAAUCAAGAAUCCAGUGGCUCAAAUGUGGGGACUCAAAUACUUCCUACUUCUACAAAUUUAUUGCCUCCAGAAACAAUAGAAACAAAAUUGCAUUUAUUUCCUCCUCAGAUGGUACCCUACUUAAGACUGAAGCUGCCAUUAAGAAUGAAAUUGUCUCCUAUUUUCAUCUCUGCCUUGGGAUGAACCCCCAUCCCCCCCAAGACUUGGAGCAGCUGCAGACCUUCAUUCAGCCUGUUAUACUUGUUUCCUUCAUGGAAUCACUAUGCUUAAUCCCUACUGACACUGAAAUUAAGCUUUGCUUGUUCUCCCUUAGCAGUGAUAAGGCUCCAGGACCUGAUGGUUAUAAUGCACAUUUCUUCAAGAAAGCUUGGGCAGUUAUUGGUCAGGAUGUCACAAGGGCAGUUAGAGAAUUUUUCAUAACUGGGAAGCUACUUAGGGAGGUCAGUUUCCCCGAAUAUGGUUACAGAAGCGGUUUUGACAAUCUCUUGUUGAAGGAGGUGCGCUGUUGCUGGGAGCCAUUUUUUGGACCGAGCCUUUUCAGUCGUUGUUUGUGUGGAGUUCGGGGCAUAAUGAUCAUAAUGGAAAUCGCGGCAAUGGACCGGCUUGGAGUGGCAUGA